UCCGGCGACGGGCCAUGCCGGGGGCUGGCACCUGCGGCUUCCCCGAGUCUCGCCCGCUGAGCUGGAGUUCUCGCUCCGUCCGGGCAGCGUUUCCCAGCUCCACCGGCUCUGAGCUGAGGCUGAGAUUCAGGGCCGAGGCGGCGCCCUAGUAGCGUGGCGAGACGACUGGCCUUCGGGUCGGGAGCGCGCAGGUGCAGGAUCUGGAGACGCACGUACCCCCGCGCGCCGGCCGGCUCCUCGCCGCCCACCUGACGCAGAGAGGGGCGGCGCCGGGCCCGCCCCUCCCCGCCGAGUGGGUCUCGAUUCUCGCGGUCCUGAGCCCAGUUGAAGCCUCGGACUCCCCAUGUAGGCGCAGAAGCCACGGAGGUGUGCGCGCCGCCAGAGGGGUGUCCCUGUCCCGGAGUCCGUGUCCGUUUUGGAGUGAGGGUGGUGGUGGUGGUCUGGGCAACUCAGACCCCAAGAUCGGAUCCUAAUUUCCUCAUCUUUCUCUGGUGCCGUUGACGCCUUGGGUCUGGCUUCCUCCUUCUCUGCCUGCAAACCUAGCCGUGCUAUUUGGUGGGGGAACAGGAGCAGGCUGUGACACUAUCCUGUCCUGAAGAGCCCAGGCUCGGGCUGAAUGGCAGCACCCCCGCUGUGCCGUCUGGUACUGACCCACUUGCUGGUGGCCCUCUUUGGCAUGGGCUCUUGGGCUCCCAUCAACGGAAUCUGGGUGGAGCUGCCUGUGGUGGUAAAAGACCUUCCCGAGGGUUGGAGUCUCCCGUCCUACCUCUCUGUGCUUGUAGCGCUGGGGAACUUGGGUCUGCUGGUGGUGACCCUGUGGAGGAGGCUGGCUCCUGGCAAGAGCGAGCGGGCCCCCAUCCAGGUGGUGCAGGCGCUGAGCGUGGUGGGCACGGCCCUCCUGGCCCCACUGUGGCACCACGUGGCCCCAGUGGCAGGGCAGCCCCACUCGGUGGCCUUUCUGGCGCUGGCCUUGGCGCUGGCGCUGGCCUGCUGUGCUUCUAACGUCACUUUCCUGCCCUUCUUGAGCCACCUCCCACCUCCCUUCUUGCGCUCUUUCUUCCUGGGCCAGGGCCUCAGUGCCCUGCUGCCCUGUGUGCUGGCCCUCGUGCAGGGCGUAGGCCACCUUGAAUGUCGGCCAGCCACCACCAAUGGCACCCUCUGGCUGCCCCACGACAUCCCAGAGCGUUUUCCUGUCAGCACCUUUUUCUGGAUGCUGACUGCUCUUCUGGUCACUUCAGCUGCCGUCUUCCAGGGCCUUCUGCUGCUAUUGCCAUCACCACCGUCUGUACCCACAGCAGGUCCAGGGUCUGGCCUGCCGGUGAGAGCCCCCAGAGUCGAGGAGGAGGAGGAGCAGGAGGAAGAAGCGGCCUUGCCACUGCAGGAGUCCCCGAGUCCAGCAGCAGGCUCCACCGCUAGCCCGGACCCUGAGGCUCGCCAGCUGCUCCCUGUGCACAGCGCCUGCCUGCUGGGCCUGCUGGGCAUCACCAGCGCGCUGACCAACGGCGUGCUGCCUGCUGUGCAAAGCUUUUCCUGCUUGCCCUACGGGCGCCUGGCCUACCACCUGGCAGUGGUGCUGGGUAGCGCCGCCAACCCCCUAGCCUGCUUCCUGGCCAUGGGCGUGCUCUGCAGGUCUCUGGCAGGGCUGGGAGGUCUUUCCAUGCUGGGCAUGCUCUUUGGGGCCUACCUGAUGGCACUGGCAAUCCUGAGUCCUUGCCCACCCCUGGUGGGCACCUCUGCUGGGGUGGUCCUUGUGACUGAGAUCACGACCUGAGCUGAAACGAAGAGGGGAACACUUAGCCGACUGAGCCGCCAGGCACCCCACAACUUUUGUAACUUUAAAGGACACUACCAAGAAGGUCAAGAACGAUCCAUGGAAUGGGAGAAAAUGUUUGCAAGUCAUCUGAUAAGGGACUGUAUCCAGAGUGUAUAAAAAAAUUGUUCAGCUCUACUAUAAAAAGACAAGCCACUUUAAAAACGGGUAAACUACUGAAUAGACGUUUUCCUAAGAAAAUAUACAAAUGGUGAAAAAAAAUGUCAGCCUCACUAACUGGAAAAUAGUUCCCCAUUCCUCACAAUGUCUAACAGAGCACACGAUGUGCAGGUUCUUAGUACCUGAGCAGGGUUGUGUAACCGGCACUGUCAUCUAUGUGUAGAACACCCAUCAUCCCCGCCCCCCGAAACACCUGCCCCUGUGGCUGUGCUGCCUCAGUGCCCCCACCCACAACCCCAUCUCCAGCCCCUGGCAUCCACUGAUCACCUCCCGUCCCUGUGGGCUCACCUGUUCUGGAUGCCGUUUGAAUGGACUCACACACUAGGUGGCCUUUGAUGACUAGGGUCUUUCAUUUUGCACGAUGUUUUCACGGCUCAUCCGCAUGUAAUGUGUUUCAUACUUCAUUCUUGUCGGUUGUCGAGUAGUAUCUCAAUGUAUGGGUAGGAUACAUUUAAUUUAUCUGUUUAUUAACGGACAGAUUUUUGGGUUGUUUUCAUUAUUGAGCCAUAUGGAUAAUGCUGCUGUGAGCAUCUAGUUAGAAGCCUUUGCGUGGACUUCUGUUUCCACCUUACCUAGAAGGGGAAUUGCUAGGUCAUAUGGAGAUUAUAUUUAACACUCUGAGGAAGUCUGCACUGUUUUCAAGCAUGGCUGCCACAUCUUUUAUCCUACCGUUAGUGAGUGAGGGCUCCAGUUUCUCCUGGGCCGUCUGCUACAUAAACCCUCCUGGGAGAUUUCCCAGAGGUCUGUCUUCUCACCUUUUACCCCCUCUUUU
Molecule: messenger RNA, 2762 nt
Organism: Suricata suricatta (meerkat)
Lineage: Eukaryota; Metazoa; Chordata; Mammalia; Carnivora; Herpestidae
Gene: SLC52A2
Product: solute carrier family 52 member 2
Exons: 5
Coding region: 617-1771 (384 amino acids)
Biological process (GO): riboflavin transport
Cellular component (GO): plasma membrane
Molecular function (GO): riboflavin transmembrane transporter activity
Source: RefSeq, a predicted model, not a curated record